Molecule: messenger RNA, 1029 nt
Organism: Planococcus citri (citrus mealybug)
Lineage: Eukaryota; Metazoa; Arthropoda; Insecta; Hemiptera; Pseudococcidae
Exons: 3
Coding region: 337-1029 (230 amino acids)
Source: RefSeq, a predicted model, not a curated record
AAUGCACCAAUUUAACAAACUAUCCUUUAAUAGUCCUUAAUUGAGUAAACACGCCAUCCACAGUACCGCGUGUAUGUACAUAACGAACGUGUACUCGCUCCGUAAAUGUUAAAUACCCGACUACGUACUCGUAGUACUCGUAAUUCGAACCACGACGAUGAAUUCGCUCCUAUUAUCGUAUCGAUUAACCUAUCAAAAUCGCCAAUAAUUGAUGGAAAAAUUAGCUCACAUAUGACGCGCGAUCGUUUCUCAAAACGUGAUAAUACAAUUAAUGGUGCUAAAGUAAAACUUCGAUGAUAAGUUGUGCGCGUUUUUUUACCCCGCCAAAAUACGAGUAUGUUUAAAUAUAAGACGAUAUUUAGUUGUGAUACGCGAAGUAUCGUGUUGUUCUUCGUCAUCCUGUCCAGCCUAUUGGAGACCAAUGCCAGAAGUCAUCAACAAAUCAACACCGAGGAAGCUUGUAAGAAAAUCAAAAGUCAGUCUCAUUAUUCGCUCGGUGAGAUGACUGGAUACUGGUACGGAGUGGAGAUAGUGGAACAUAUUCAUAGUCGUAAUAAACCGAAUGUAGACAGCUGUAUCAAGGUGGAACUCAAGACCAAAGGAAAUGAUAACGUGUACUUGACUUGGAGGGAGAAAAAUCUAGCCGUUACCUAUACCUUUUACAACCAAGAUAGUACGCAGCGGGGCGUAUGGACCUCUUUGGGUGAUCAAACUGUUGCAGAAAAACCAUUCGGUUACGAUUACGAGCAAUUCGCUGGCAAACUGUUCGUAGUACGAGCAUCGGAUAAUCUAGUAUUAACAUUUUGUUCAUCUACGAAACUAUUCACUUUGGUAUUAUCGAAAAAUUACACGAUGAAUUCGACCGAAUUGAACAGUAUACAUAAUUCUUUAACACGAAUAAGCGGACUAACGAUCAAAGACGCUAAAAGGUAUUGUAGAAAUGGUGCUUAUAACGUUAAAGCUGAGAAUUUUCUAAUCUUAUUUAUACUAGGUUUUGUUGCAUUUAAAAUGUAUGGAAGGUAUUCGUAA